Penicillium manginii is the source of this 450-nucleotide messenger RNA. RefSeq names its product Rab family GTPase YPT1. The record is from RefSeq and is a predicted model, not a curated record. Lineage: Eukaryota; Fungi; Ascomycota; Eurotiomycetes; Eurotiales; Aspergillaceae. The transcript has 3 exons. Bases 1 to 450 code for a protein of 149 amino acids. Gene Ontology annotation, molecular function: GTPase activity; GTP binding.
AUGAUCGGGAUCACCUGCCACGAGCAAUGGGACACUGCUGGCCAGGAGCGUUUCCGUACCAUCACAUCGUCUUACUACCGUGGUGCCCACGGUAUCUGUGUUGUGUACGAUGUGACCGACAUGGACUCUUUCAACAACGUUAAGCAGUGGCUGCAAGAGAUUGAUCGAUACGCCACCGAGGGUGUCAACAAGCUGCUUGUCGGCAACAAGAGCGAUAUGGAGGACAAGAAGGUCGUGGAGUACACUGUUGCGAAGGAGUUCGCUGACAGCCUGGGAAUUCCCUUCCUCGAGACCUCUGCCAAGAACGCCUCCAACGUUGAGCAGGCUUUCUUGACAAUGGCCCGACAGAUCAAGGAGCGCAUGGGAACAGCCACCGUCAACAACAAGCCUACUGUGCAAGUUGGCCAAGGCCAGGGCGUCCAGUCCGGAUCCGCUGGCGGCUGCUGCUAG